UGUUGGAAAUGGCCUCGGCUAGUCGCCUAGCUAUAAAUGCCAAAUGAGCUGCUAUUUUUUUGUGGAGUCGGUCGAGAGAAGAUAGCCCCGUUUUGAGCCACUAGGCCACCAGGGAGUAUCUGGAAGUUUUUGUUACCGUCAUUUUAAACCAUGCCACAUUUCUUGUGGCCGGAGCCGCUGUCACCAGCUCAACUCAAGCGGCUGGAGGAGCAUAAAUACAGCGCGUCUGGUCGAUCCCUGUUUGAGCCACCGUGUCAAAUCUACUGGAACUGGCUCAUCCAGCAAAUCCCGACAUGGGUCGCGCCAAACACGCUGACUAUAGUUGGACUGGUGGUCAACAUCAUCUCCACGGUGGUGCUUGUGUAUUAUUGUCCCACGGCGACAGAGGAGGCUCCAUCAUGGGCUUUCAUCGUGAGCGCUCUGGGCCUGUUCAUGUACCAGUCUCUGGAUGCGAUUGAUGGGAAGCAGGCCAGGAGGACAAACAGCAGCUCACCUCUCGGGGAGCUCUUUGACCACGGCUGCGACGCUGUCUCCACAGUCUUUGUCGCCGUGGGGACAUGCAUCUCAUGCGGAGUAGGAAUAUACCCGAACUGGAUGUUCUUCUGCGGUUUCAUCGGGAUGUUCAUGUUCUUCUGCGCCCACUGGCAGACCUACGUGUCCGGGACUCUCCGCUUUGGCCUGAUCGACGUGACGGAGGUGCAGUUCGCCAUCAUGAUCAUGUACUUGAUGUCGGCUUUCGGAGGCGUGAGCCUUUGGCUAACCACGUUGCCCAUAAUCGGAGUGAAGAUGUACGUCUUCCCCAUCCUCGGCAUCAUCGGCGGAGCCCUCUACUCCUGCUACAACUACUUCCACGUCAUUCUGAACGGAGGCGUCGGCAAAAACGGCUCCACUGUGGCUGACACCAGUGUGCUGAGUCCUGGUAUGCACAUUGGACUCAUCCUCACGCUGGCCUUCAUCAUCUUCAAGAAGUCGUCCAGCCACUUGUUUGAGCACCACCCGUGUCUGUACCUGCUCGCCUUCGGCAUGGUCGUCGCCAAGAUCUCCAACAAGCUGGUGAUCGCACACAUGACCAAGAGUGAGCUGCACCUCGCGGACACCGCCUUUAUCGGUCCCGGCCUCCUCUUCCUCAACCAGUACUUUAACAGCUUCAUUGAUGAACAUAUAGUCCUCUGGAUCGCCAUGGUCAUCUCUCUUGUGGAUCUAAUACGCUACUGUACAGGCGUGUGCCUCCAGAUCGCCUCCCACCUGCGCAUCCGAGUCUUCAGCAUCACUCCGCCGAGCCAAGCCCACCGAGACUGACGGCUUGCCCGGCGGGAGGAGGUGGGGGGGGACGCUGACCUCUCCCCGCUCCUGAAAGCAGACGACCACGACGAGGAGACGCCCUCGCACCCGAGCCACUGCAGCCUUGACAAAGUGACCACCUCUGAUUAAAAAAACUGCCUCUGCCAGCAGAUGGAAGGAAUAAAUAAUAAUAAUUUAAAAAAAAAGGACUCGACACUACAAACCAAAACGAAAAAAGAAAAGAAAAAAGCAUGGAUAAUAUUGAAUGGAAAAUGACAUGGAACCAGGCUGUUUUUGGCCAAUAAUUUUUAAUUUAAACAUCAGUGCAUGUUUUACAUCACUUCCUCCUUAUUCAACUCAAAUACCAAAAUGUUCUUCAACAGGUAUUUUAUCUCUUGGGCAAAUAUCAAAGCUCUUUUAUCUGCUUUAAAUUUACAGACGUUUGUCCGAUCCAGUGUGAGAUUCUCGCAUAAACACACGACAAACUGCUCAAUAAUGUAAAUCUCUUUGAUAUAUGCCCGAAGUAAAUACCUGCAAUCAUUUGUUUUUAUUUAUUAAAUGAAUGUGACUCAAUCUGACGUGAAUCAGGGGCUAAAAUGUUUUCGUUUUUUAAAAUGACCUUUAAAACCUCAUAAUUUUCCAAUGAAGUUUGCAAUGUGGGCUGGUGGGUUGUCAUCGCGCUACGUGGAAGGGUGACGGUCGGGUGUUAAUGCUGAAAACGACGACGGGUUUUCUAACGAGGCUUCUCUUACGACCGCCUUUCUAUUAAUUUUUUUUAUUUUUAUCCCCCGUUAAUCAUCUCAUCCCCUGUCCUGGAAAAUAAGAAAACACACUUUACCUCUGGCCUUUUUUUAGAGCGCCGUCGACUGAUGAAGCAUUAACACGCGACUCGUUCUGCUUUCUCUGUUCUUCUCCCUGAAGGGCUAAUAGUUAAUUAUUUGUGAUUGUACAGAAUUCAACUGAAGACGCCUUAAAAUAUUUUUGUUGUAAUUACUGUUUAACUUGUGAAUAUUUAAAACAGCUUUGUACGUUUUGUUUGUUUGUUUUUUUUCCACUGAAGUAUCAUACCAGAUGCAACAAUAUUAACAAUACAAUGCUACUGGAAGGAGUUUUUUUUUUAACCGUUCACUCAUACAAAUGUAUAUUAUGUAGAGGUGAUUCAUUCUGAUCUUGGAGAUUUGUUGGAUUAUCAGUACAUUUUUGUAAUGAUUUGAUUAUUACUGGAUAGUUGUUCAUUAUUCAGGUUCAUUGGGAUCAAAAAAGGGAUGUUUCUGUAGUGGCGGUGAACAACUUAAGGGUAUUUUAUUCAGUUUUUAUUUAGGAAAAAUAAAAUGAUCUUCCUCUCAGAUUCUGCUUCUGCAGGAUUAUGGACAUUUAUAGAGGGGUGUGCCCUAAAAAAAAAAAAAGAAAAGGAAAAAAAAAGAUUGUUUUGCAUAAUUUAAUCAUGGACUUUGAAACUAUGCAUUGAAAUGUACGACCUUUUUGAUUUCAACACUAUGUUGCACUGUUUCAGUAACACACAGUGAAACACCUUUCUACUAACAGAUAUGAGUGGAAACGAUUGUAAUAAAGAAAAUAUUUUUCACGCGA
Messenger RNA from Larimichthys crocea (large yellow croaker), 2871 nucleotides. It is a transcript of the gene chpt1, whose product is annotated as choline phosphotransferase 1. The transcript is spliced from 8 exons. The record is from RefSeq and is a predicted model, not a curated record. Gene Ontology annotation, cellular component: endoplasmic reticulum membrane; Golgi apparatus. NCBI's taxonomy places the organism in Eukaryota, Metazoa, Chordata, Actinopteri, Sciaenidae. Gene Ontology annotation, molecular function: diacylglycerol cholinephosphotransferase activity. Gene Ontology annotation, biological process: phospholipid biosynthetic process. Bases 151 to 1299 code for a protein of 382 amino acids.